This is a messenger RNA of Lathyrus sativus (Indian pea), 456 nucleotides long. The record is from the annotation of a GenBank genome assembly. Lineage: Eukaryota; Viridiplantae; Streptophyta; Magnoliopsida; Fabales; Fabaceae.
AUGCCAACAAACUCCGCCGCAUUAUUUCCGAUACCAACCGGAAACACUCCGCCACAUUUUUUCCGUCACCAAACUCUGCCCUAUGUUCAACAGUCUAUGGAAUUUUUUCGUCAUGAACCAAAAACACAACCACUGAUUGUGUUUAUGUCCGAAAGUCAAGUUCCACCAUUUUCAGCUCAAGUCGGUAUUGAAAAAGAAGAAAGUCGUCCCGUUAAAAAAAAAUCUCGAGAGGUAUUUUCAAGGGAUGAAGAUAUACUUCUUAUCCAAUCAUGGCUCAAUGUUUCAAAAGAUCCAAUUGUGGGUGUUGAUCAAAAAGCUGAGAAUUUUUGUUUAAGAAUGGCUAACAAUUAUAAUGAGUAUCGUGGGAAGUCGCGGGAAAAGCUACGUGGGCAAUUAAAAUCUCGAUGGCAUCGAAUAAAUGGCUUUGUUCAAAAAUUUGUUGGGUGUUACAAAUAA